UUUGCUUUUGUAUUAUUGGAAGCGUAAUCCAAUUCGGAUUCUGAUUUUGAAGAGUAUAUUCGAGUAGACGGCAUUAAGCUACGUGUGCUUUCAUUGGGAGGUGAAAAUAAUGAUGGAUAUUCAGGUGGAAUAAAUUUCAAAAUCAAAAUUAUGAAUGAAAAUUUACUUUAACGUAUCGAAUAUUUAUUUUAUGUGAUUAAAUAAGAGGAUUUUUCCGAUAUCGCAGAAACAUAUUGAACGAAAACUGUGUCUAAUGAUGAUUUUAUAUUAUAAUAGUAAUUAUUUGUGGAACAAACAGGAAAUGCAUCGACAAAUGGUUAAGUGAGUGUCAGAACUACAUGUGUUAGGUAAUCGAACAAUAUGAAGUACAAAUUUUCAUUCAAACUUUUAUAUGUUUACACUGCACUUGGCCCUUCUGAUCUGAUGGAGAACAAUUUACCUCCCAAGCACUAAUAUCACCACCAGACGUCGACACUGUACAUUUGCCGUCGUAAAUAUAAACAAAUCAGACUAUAUAACGUACACCAACAAACCAACGCAUUCGUGAAACUGAAAACGUUUUUUUAUUACAGAGUCAGUUCGGCACUGACUCAGUUUUAAAAACGAAUUCGCUAUUAUUAAACGCCUUGGAUAGGAUAUAGGAUUGUUUAUAUUUCAUCACUUACCGGCCAGUUCGUCAUAGUAUCUAUGCAUUGGAGUGUUUAGUUAAUUAGUUUAGGCGCAACAAUCACGAUUUGGAAGGAUGCAAAUUAUGUUCCUUGUUCUUCUGUUUGUCUCGUUUGUUUGGUGUGGUCCUGAAGAAAAUGAAGGAGUGAAAUAUGCCAGCAAAUGCGAGGCUUGCAAGAUUCUAGCAACGGAAUUAGAGGCUCGUCUUGCGGAGACGGGAAAAUCCCGAGAUGUGAUUGAGUUGGGAUAUUCUCUAGACGAUGUCAAACCAAAGAAACGGACGGAAUAUCGCAAAAGUGAAUUGCGCCUGCUUGAGUCAAUGGAAAAUGUGUGCGAACGUAUUCUGGAAUAUAACAUCCAUAAAGAAAGGAAAGAUAGCACCAGAUUUGCUAAGGGAAUGUCCCAAACGUUCCAAACCCUUCACGGAUUGGUGAACAAAGGGGUAAAGGUUGAUCUUGGUAUCCCGUACGAACUGUGGGAUAAACCAUCAGCUGAAAUUACACAGAUGAAAACCCAAUGUGAAACAAUGGUUGAAAACUACGAAGGUGCCAUCGAAAAUUGGUAUUUCCACAUGCAGGAGAAGAAGCCCCUUAUUGAGUAUUUAUGCGAGGAUCGUGUUUUGAAGGGGAAAAACCAUAAAUGUUUGUACGAACAACUUUCGGAUUCGUCAUCAGAGACUGAAAGUACUACGAAACAGGAUAAGAACGAACUGUAAUGCGAUGUUCAGUAGUAAAAUAUAUAUAUGUUAUAGUCCAUUUACUGCA
This is a messenger RNA of Toxorhynchites rutilus septentrionalis, 1430 nucleotides long. RefSeq names its product protein canopy homolog 4 (gene CNPYb). The coding region runs from base 743 to 1381 and encodes 212 amino acids. The record is from RefSeq and is a predicted model, not a curated record. Gene Ontology annotation, cellular component: endomembrane system. Gene Ontology annotation, molecular function: signaling receptor binding. The transcript is spliced from 2 exons. NCBI's taxonomy places the organism in Eukaryota, Metazoa, Arthropoda, Insecta, Diptera, Culicidae.